CUCAGCUUUUGAGACUCAUGAGUAUCAUCGGAAAUAUACAACCAGCUAAAAAAAUAAACAAAGAAUGAUGGUUAGCUCUGUUUCCAUAUUAGCCUCUCUCUCACCAUACAUACUCAUCUCAGCAUUACUUCUCUACCUUCUCCUCGAGCAACUCACUUACCUUCGCAAAAAAGGUAACCUCCCUGGCCCUCUCUUCGUCCCUCCCAUCAUCGGAAACGCCGUCUCAGUUGUCCGUGACCCCACUUCCUUCUGGUACAAGCAAUCCGCUUUGGCCGGAAACUCCCCUGGCCUCUCCGCCAACUACCUCGUCGGGAGAUUCAUAGUCUACAUCAGAGACACGGAGCUUUCUCAUCAAAUCUUCACCAACGUACGCCCCGAUGCCUUCCACUUCGUUGGACAUCCCUUCGGCAAGAAGCUCUUCGGUGACCACAACUUCAUCUACAUGUUCGGUGACGAUCACAAGUCAGUUCGCCGACAGAUUGCUCCAAACUUCACCCCCAAGGCACUCUCUACAUACUCUGAGCUCAUGCAAGUAAUCAUCCUCCGUCACCUACGGCUAUGGGAGGAGAGUUGUAACGGUCCUAUGUCGCUUAGAAACCUUGUCCGUGAUCUAAACCUGGAAACUUCUCAGACGGUUUUUGUCGGACCGUACCUUGACGAGGAAGAUAAAAACAGGUUCCGUACGGACUACAACAUCUUCAACCUAGGAACCAUGACGCUCCCUUUUGACAUUCCAGGGUCUGCCUUCCACAAGGCUCGCAUGGCGGUGAAGAGGCUGGCGAACAUACUCGCGGUAUGCGCGGGAAAGUCUAAAGCGAGGAUGGCGGCCGGAGAAGAGCCGACGUGUCUGAUAGACUUCUGGAUGCAGCCUAUAGUCGCGGAGGCUGCAUCCGGUAAUCCGCCUCCGCCUCAUUCUAGAGACGAGGAGAUAGGAGGCUUCCUCUUCGACUUCCUCUUCGCCGCGCAAGACGCGUCCACGUCAUCGCUUCUCUGGGCGGUGACGCAGCUCGAGUCGAAGCCGGAUGUGCUGAGGAGAGUCAGGGAGGAAGUUGGAAGCAUAUGGACGCCUGAGUCCAACGCGUUGAUCACAGUUGAUCAGCUCGCGGAGAUGAAGUACACGCUCAACGUGGCGCGUGAGGUUGUGAGAUACAGGCCACCGGCGACUAUGGUCCCACACGUGGCAGCUGUAGACUUCCCUCUCACGAAAACUUACGCUGUACCUAAAGGAACCAUCGUCUUUCCCUCGGUCUUCGACUCAUCGUUCCAAGGGUUCACUGAACCGGACCAGUUUGAUCCAGACCGGUUUAGCGAGACCAGGAAAGAAGACCAGGUGUUCAAACGCAACUUUCUCGCUUUUGGAUGGGGCUCUCACCAGUGCGUAGGUCAGCGUUACGCACUGAACCACCUCGUGCUCUUCAUCGCCAUGUUCUCGACGCUGCUGGAUUUCAAGAGGCUUCGAUCUGACGGCUGCGAUGAGAUCGUGUACUGUCCCACAAUAUCUCCCAAGGACGGAUGUACGGUGUUCUUGUCUAGGCGCGUCGCAGCGUAUCCGUACCUUACGUUGAAUUAAUUUGGAGUCUUGUCUUUAUUACUAUUAUUGAAUUUGAAGAUGUCAGUAUCGUGUUCACUGUUCACCAAUUUGUUUUGUCUUUUUCUUUGUAUGGAUUAAGUUAUGGCGUGUGAAGUCAUGUCGUGAAGUUAUGGCAUGCAUUUAUAUGUUGGAUUUGAUUUU
Molecule: messenger RNA, 1732 nt
Organism: Brassica rapa (field mustard)
Lineage: Eukaryota; Viridiplantae; Streptophyta; Magnoliopsida; Brassicales; Brassicaceae
Product: cytochrome P450 710A1
Biological process (GO): sterol metabolic process
Molecular function (GO): heme binding; monooxygenase activity; iron ion binding
Source: RefSeq, a predicted model, not a curated record